This is a messenger RNA of Nerophis ophidion (straightnose pipefish), 850 nucleotides long. RefSeq names its product transmembrane protein 237A-like. The record is from RefSeq and is a predicted model, not a curated record. The coding region runs from base 1 to 768 and encodes 255 amino acids. Gene Ontology annotation, cellular component: ciliary transition zone. The transcript is spliced from 7 exons. Gene Ontology annotation, biological process: cilium assembly. Lineage: Eukaryota; Metazoa; Chordata; Actinopteri; Syngnathiformes; Syngnathidae.
AUGUGCUUCUUCAGCCUGGUUCUGGUGCCCAGUCUCAGGAGCGUUGAAGACAAGCAGGUUCUUCAUGGAGUCAGACAUGGCCUCCUUCGCCUCGUCCUCAGAGUCCUCAAAGUUCCUUUGGGGCAAAGCAAAAGACGUCCCCAGGUGGAGCACACAGACUCAGAGUACCUGGAGUCCAGACAGGUGUGGAGCACCAGAGACGUGGCCUUGCAGGUGCACAGCGGCUUCAGGGUGCUGGGCCUCUUCUCCCACGGCUUCCUGGCGGGCUGUGCGGCGUGGAACAUGGCGGUGGUCUACGUGCUGGCGGGCGAGCACAUGUCGUCACUCAGCAACCUGCUGCAUCAGUACCACUCGCUGGCCUACGCUGCUCAGUCGCUGCUCUACCUGCUGCUCGCCAUCAGCACCGUGUCCGCCUUCGACAGAGUGAACCUGGCCAAGGCCUCCAUGGCUCUGAGAGGUAUCAUCACCUUGGAUCCUGCAGCUCUGGCAUCGUUUUUGUAUUUCAUGGCACUGAUCCUGGCCCUCAGUCAACAAAUGACCAGCGACCGUAUCAGCCUCUAUCCUUCAGCCAAUCACACGCUGUGGCCUCCUGGUUCUGAGGAGCAGAUCUUGCGACCGUGGAUGGUGGUCAACCUGGUGGUGGCGUUGUUGGUGGGCGUGGCUUGGGCCGUCAUCGCCACAAGGCCAGACAUUGACUACACAGAAGAGUUCCUGAUGUCCAUGGAGGUGGAAGGUUAUCCCAGAGGAGAAGACAACAUUCCUGCCUAAAACAUUGUCCAAGUGUCCUGCACACCAUUUAUUUUAUUUUUUUCUACACUUUAAGUCCAAAUAAACACAGCAUCUUCUUGUC